AUGGAUUAUUUCGAUAAAAAUGCAUCAACACGUAAACAUCGAUCAACAAAAAACAAAAUACCAGCUCGCUAUAUUUUGACACCGAUUCUACCAUCCAGAAAAUUCCAAAAUCCUAUUAACGAAAAUAUUGAUCCGUAUUCAAGAAAUUGCAUCACGCAAAAUGGUGGACAAUCAAUGUCAAAUGAUGAAAAUAUUUCAAAAAGAAUGGCUUAUCGAACAAAUGAACACCCACUGAAGAAUUUUCAAUUCGAAUUCAAUCAAUUACGUACAGAUUUAGCCGAUACUAUUUCAAAAUUAGUUAAUCGUGUUGAAACUCAUCAGACCAAGUCGAAUAACAAUUCAAGAAUUUUCGAAAAAAAUUAA
This is a messenger RNA of Rotaria socialis, 363 nucleotides long. The record is from the annotation of a GenBank genome assembly. Lineage: Eukaryota; Metazoa; Rotifera; Eurotatoria; Philodinida; Philodinidae.